CGUUAUGGUCUGGUCUCUCUGUUUUGUCAUCUAAAGCCCUCAAUCCAAUCUAUUUGAGUGUGACCCAAUCUCUUUCGUCUAGGUUUGGGUCAAAAAUUUGCUGCUACGGUGUCUGCCUUUUGUCUUCUGCCGAUAAAACCAGCUCUCUCUCUCUAUUAUUGCUUUCAGAAUCUCUCUCCUCCAUUGUUGCUAAAGCUUUGUGAACGCAGAUUCUUUCAGGGAGUGAAUAGGAAAGAUGCCUCUUGGUGUCUCUGAUAGGGAAAAAAUGUUAAGCCAAAACCAGUGCCAUCAGAAUUCACUCACUGGUUGACUUUCUAUCACAAGAGACAACUCGGAAUCAUAUUGCGAGUGUUCAUAUGGCUUGGUUUGGAUGAGUCAUUUUGGAAUUCACAUUUCAUUACAUUGUAUCAUGAAUUCAUGUUGGUGCUGCUUUGGUCCGAAUUCUACCUAUCGAAGUCAAUUGAGACAUAGCUGUUGGUGAAAAUGCCUGAGAUUCAGUUAGGUGCUUACACUCUAAGAUCCCAUGGAGCUCAAGUGGCAAGGAUACAUAUGCAUGAUUGGCUAAUCCUUCUGCUUCUUUUUGUGAUGGAAGUCAUUUUGAAUCUUAUAGAACCAUUUCAUCGUUUUGUGGGAGAGGAUAUGUUGACUGAUCUAAAGUACCCACUGAAAGGCAAUACUGUUCCCUUUUGGGCUGUUCCGGUCAUUUGUAUAUUGUUGCCUUUGGUAGUCAUUCUUAUCUACUACAUCAUUAGAAGGGAUGUUUAUGAUUUCCAUCAUGCCAUAUUGGGCCUUCUGUUUUCUGUACUUAUAACUGGAGUUAUAACUGAUGCAAUCAAAGAUGCUGUUGGCCGUCCUCGUCCAGACUUCUUCUGGCGUUGCUUCCCUGAUGGCAAGGGGGUAUUUGAAAAUAUCACCAGGAAUGUUAUGUGUACCGGAGAGAAAAGUGUCAUCAAGGAAGGGCACAAAAGUUUCCCAAGCGGGCAUACAUCUUGGUCUUUUGCUGGCUUGGGUUUUCUCUCGUGGUACUUGUCAGGGAAAAUCCGUGCAUUUGAUCGUAGGGGUCAUAUCGCAAAGCUUUGUGUCAUUUUUCUGCCAUUACUUAUUGCAGCUCUAGUGGCAGUUUCUCGAGUAGAUGACUAUUGGCAUCAUUGGCAAGAUGUAUUUGCUGGAGGUCUUCUAGGAUGGACAGUUGCUUCAUUUUGUUACUUGCAAUUCUUUCCAUUCCCACAUGAUGUAGAUGGUGCGUCACCUACUCUUCACAAUUCUAGAGAAGGUUGGGGUCCACAUGCAUAUUUUCAAAUGUUGGCAGAUUCCCGAAAUGGUGCUCAGCCCUCAUCCAGCAACACCAACCAUCUCGUCACUCGCCCAACAGAAAUGGAUAAUGUAUAUUUCCAAUCUCACCAAGGCAUGGCAACAUCAGAAGUUUAUGUGAGGGACACAAGCCCAAUCCUAGAUGACAUGGAAGGUGGGAGAAGACACUGACUCCAUGCUUAUGAUUGUAGAGAAACAAGGAUUUGAUCCCCGGAUGUGCAUACUUCGUAAGGUCUGUUUUAAGUGUGCUCGUUUUUCUUAGCAGACCUGUACUUCGAACUUCUCACUCGGCCAGUUUGGAUAGUUGUACAUUUUAACGUAGAUUUAUUUGUGUAAUAGAGAAUUUUUGACUACGUAUUUGACAGUGACAUUCUGUUUCGUUUGUUGUUUAUGGCCUUCUGGAGGAAUUGACCUGGCUUUGAUGUGAAUCGUAAUGUUCACAAAAAAUGAGAUCAUUCAUCCGAAUGCUUUGUCGUAAAUGACAUAUUCGGCUGUGGGUUGAUUGGUUGC
Camellia sinensis is the source of this 1821-nucleotide messenger RNA. Its product is annotated as lipid phosphate phosphatase 2. Gene Ontology annotation, molecular function: phosphatidate phosphatase activity. The record is from RefSeq and is a predicted model, not a curated record. Gene Ontology annotation, biological process: phospholipid metabolic process; phospholipid dephosphorylation. Gene Ontology annotation, cellular component: membrane. NCBI's taxonomy places the organism in Eukaryota, Viridiplantae, Streptophyta, Magnoliopsida, Ericales, Theaceae.